AUGAUUGGGUCAAACCUCCUUCUACCUCUUUUCCUCGCGUCCAUCGCGGGCGCGGUGCCCGCGAAAGAGCGUCGCUCAGUACGGCCGAGCUGCAAAAGCCCAGAGACCGUCGUUCAGUCAACAAGGGUCAUCGUACCCGUGUCACAGGCGGCCACGACUGCGAGUCGGUCCGUGGUCCCCUCAGCCCUGGGGCCGGGGCCGGGGCCGGGUUCCAUCAUCGUGUCCUCAUUUCUUCCUCCAGUAUCCCCGACGGAAGGGCCGGCGCCACCUGUCAUCUCGCCGCCUGUGGUUUCCCCUGUCGUGCCCUCAACGCCUUCUAGUGUGUCCCCGCCUCAGACGUCGAACACGGGUGUCGUGUCGCCGCCUGUGACGAACCCAGGAACACCUUCGUCAGGAUACAGAAAUGUGCUACUCAGGGGCAUCUACGGAGCCAACUACCAACCAGCAGACAUUCCUGCUGACAAGGUGACGCACCUGCUCUACUCUUUCGCCGACAUCGCUGCCGAUGGCGAGGUGUUCUCGUCCGACCCCUGGUCGGACACGCAACGAAAGUACCCGGGUGACUCCAACGAGGCCGGGAACGCAUAUGGCUGCAUCAAGCAGCUGUACGCCAUCAAGAAGCAGAACCGCAAACUCAAGCUCGUCCUCUCUAUUGGCGGCUGGACGUGGUCGCCCAAAUUUGUCCCCGUUGCCGCAACCGAGGCAGGCCGCCAGCGCUUCGCCACGUCUGCCAUCAAACUCAUGCACGACUGGGGCUUCGAUGGGAUCGACAUCGACUGGGAAUACCCUACCAACGCCCAGGAGGCAGCCAACUUCGUAGCCCUCCUUAAAAUCUGCCGCGAGGAGCUCGACAAGCACGCCGCGCAGUACGCCCCCGGCUAUCACUUCGCCCUUACCAUUGCCUGCCCGGCUGGCCCAACGCACUACCAGAAGAUGGACCUGCGUGGCAUGGACCCCUACGUCGACGCCUGGCAUCUCAUGGCUUACGACUAUGCCGGGUCAUGGGACACUACGUCGGGCCACCAAGCAAACCUAUUUGCCGAUCCGUCCAACCCCGAGGCCACCAAAUUCAGCACCGAGGCCGCGUUGGCGUACUAUCUCGGCCAGGGCAUCCGCAGCGACAAGAUCGUCCUGGGCCUCCCGCUUUACGGCCGCUCGUUCCUCAACACGAACGGCAUCGGCAAGCCGUACCAAGGUCUCGGGCAAGGGUCCCUCGAGGAGGGCGUGUGGCACUACAAGGUGCUUCCGCGGGCCGGCGCUGUUGAGGUCUUUGACCAGACGGCCGGCGCGCUGUACAGCUACGACGCAGGCUCACGGGAGCUGGUGACGUAUGACAACCUCCAGAGCGCCAACUUCAAGGCGGACUACCUUCUCCGGAAGAGACUCGGCGGCGCUGUUUUCUGGGAAGCGGCAGGCGACCGUAAGGGCGAGGGCAGUCUUGUGGGCACGCUGGCAAGCAAGAUGGGCACCUUGGACCCGGCGCAGAACUGGCUCAGUUACCCCAACAGCCAGUACGUCAACAUCAAGAACAAUCUGGCAUGA
Molecule: messenger RNA, 1542 nt
Organism: Colletotrichum higginsianum IMI 349063
Lineage: Eukaryota; Fungi; Ascomycota; Sordariomycetes; Glomerellales; Glomerellaceae
Product: Chitinase 1
Exons: 4
Coding region: 1-1542 (513 amino acids)
Biological process (GO): carbohydrate metabolic process; chitin catabolic process
Cellular component (GO): extracellular region
Molecular function (GO): chitin binding; chitinase activity
Source: RefSeq, a predicted model, not a curated record